Messenger RNA from Lotus japonicus, 1558 nucleotides. Its product is annotated as cytochrome P450 89A2-like. The coding region runs from base 1 to 1506 and encodes 501 amino acids. Gene Ontology annotation, molecular function: iron ion binding; heme binding; oxidoreductase activity, acting on paired donors, with incorporation or reduction of molecular oxygen, NAD(P)H as one donor, and incorporation of one atom of oxygen. The transcript has a single exon. Lineage: Eukaryota; Viridiplantae; Streptophyta; Magnoliopsida; Fabales; Fabaceae. Gene Ontology annotation, cellular component: membrane. The record is from RefSeq and is a predicted model, not a curated record.
AUGGAAUUAUGGUUCUAUCUUGUAGCAUCAAUAUCUCUCUACAUUUUUCUUCAUGCCCUUCUCACCAUCAUCAGAAACAAAAAGUUACCACCAAGCCCUCCAACCAUACCCUUCCUAGGCAACCUUUUCUGGCUCCUCAAAUCCUCAAACAAUUUCGCUGCCCUUGAACCAGUCCUUCACUCCCUCCGUGCAAAGUACGGCAACAUUGUCACCAUCCACAUUGGCUCCAACCCUUCCAUUUUCAUCACAACCCACGAAGCCGCGCAUAGAGCACUAGUAAAAAAUGGCACCGUUUUCGCUAGUCGCCCCACAGCUGUUCAAACCAUCCAAGUAUUCUUCCCUAACCAGCACGUCGUCAGCAUGUCCCCUUACGGCGCUGUAUGGAGGGUACUCCGCCAGAAUUUCAUGCAAGUGAUUCAGCCUUCGCGUCUGGAUUCAUUUUCUCACUGCCGCAAGUGGGCAUUGGAUGGAAUCAAGAAAAGUAUCUUAACAGACAUAGAAUCAGGCAACAAAGAAAUUCCAAUCAAUGAUUAUUUGAACUUUGCAAAAUACGUUCUGCUCAGUUACAUUUGUUUCGGGGAGAAUUUUGAUGAGGAAACCGUAAAAAACAUUCAGAGGGUGCAACAUAGUCUGGUUCACAAUUUCAUCAGGUUCAAUGUGGUAAACUUCGUACCAAUUUUGUCUAAAAUUGUGUUUAGAAAGCUCUGGAGAGAGAUUUUCCAGAUUCGUCAUAAUCAAAUGAGUUUGAUGCUUCCUAUUAUUAAAGCACGACAAGAGAAAAUUAAAAGUGGAGCUGAAACAGAGUUUGAGGCGUAUGUGGAUACUCUUUUUGAGAUAGAACUUCCUCAUACUGGGAAAAAGCUGAAUGAUGAAGAGUUGGUUAGUUUAUGUUCUGAGUUUUUACUCAGCGGCACUGAUACAUCAGCUGCCUCAUUGUCAUGGGUUAUGGCGAAUUUAGUGAAGUACCAAAACGUUCAAGAGAAAUUGUUUGAUGAAAUUACUCAAGUUGUGACACCUGGUGAGGACAUUGAGAAGGAGCAUUUGAAGAGAAUGCCGUAUUUGCAUGCUGUGGUGUUGGAAACGUUCCGGCGGCAUCCACCGGGGCACUUUAUAUUGCCUAGAGCUGUGACGGAGGAGACUGUUAUAGAUGGUUAUAGGAUACCGAAGAAUGCGAUGGUGAAUGUUCUUGUGGCAGAGUUGGGGCGUGAUCCAAAUGUGUGGGAGGAUCCAAUGGAGUUUAGGCCUGAGAGGUUUUUGAAGGAUGGUGACAAGUUUGAUUUAAAGGGGUUUGCUGAGAUUAAAAUGAUACCGUUUGGUGCAGGGAGGAGAGUUUGUCCUGCAAUUUCUAUGGCAGUGCUUAAUGUUGAGUACUUUGUGGCUAACAUGGUGAGGGAUUUUAAAUGGACAGUUGAAGACGGGUGUGAGGUUGAUCUGAGUGAGAAGGAGGCUUUCACUAUUGUGAUGAAGAAUCCACUGCGGGCAUGUGCGUCUCCAAGGAACACUUGAAAUUGAUUUAGUUUGUCCUUGUUCAGUGUCUUAUGCCUGAUUUUAUGAGUAG